Messenger RNA from Pipistrellus nathusii (Nathusius's pipistrelle), 6372 nucleotides. NCBI's taxonomy places the organism in Eukaryota, Metazoa, Chordata, Mammalia, Chiroptera, Vespertilionidae. The record is from the annotation of a GenBank genome assembly.
AUGUCCCCAGGCAGCCUCUGCCUCUGGGUCCUGCUGGUCCUGGGCUCCAGCUGGGCAGGCUGGGGGGCCACAGGGGCCGAGGCUGCGCGGCUGAGGCAGUUCUAUGUGGCUGCGCAGGGCAUCAGCUGGAACUACCGCCCGGAGCCCACGGACCCCAGCUUGGAUCCUUCUGCAAAAGCUUUUAAGAAAAUUGUGUACAGAGAGUAUGAAGCAUAUUUUCAGAAAGAAAAACCACGAUCUAAAACUUCAGGACUUCUUGGGCCUACGUUAUAUGCUGAAGUUGGAGACAUCAUGAAAGUUCACUUUAAAAAUAAGGCGGAGAAGCCCUUAAGCAUCCAUCCUCAGGGGAUUAAGUACAGUAAAGCCGCAGAAGGUGCCUCCUACCCUGACCACACGUUCCCUGCAGAGAAGCUGGACGAUGCUGUAGCUCCCGGCCAUGAAUAUACCUACCAGUGGCCCAUCAGUGAGGACAGUGGACCCACACCCGACGACCCGCCAUGCCUCACGUACAUCUACUACUCCUAUGAAAAUCUGAUACAGGACUUCAACUCAGGGCUGAUUGGACCUCUGCUUAUUUGUAAAAAAGGUACCCUCACUGAGGAUGGGAGUCAGAAGAUGUUUGACAAACAGCAGAUGCUCAUGUUCGCUGUGUUUGAUGAAAGCAAGAGCUGGAACCCGUCAUCAUCCGUCAUGUACACAGUCAAUGGCUAUGUGAACGGGACGAUGCCAGAUAUAGCCGUUUGUGCCUACGACCACGUCAGCUGGCAUCUGAUUGGCAUGAGCUCUGGGCCAGAGCUGUUCUCCAUUCACUUCAAUGGCCAGGUCCUGGAGCAGAACCAGCACAAGGUCUCAGCCGUGACCCUCGUCAGCGCCACGUCCACGACUGCAAACAUGACGGUGGGCCCCGAGGGGACGUGGGUCAUCUCCUCUCUCACUGCCAAACACUUCCAAGCUGGGAUGCAGGCUCACAUCAACAUUGAAAACUGCGCAAAGAGGACGCGGAGUUACAAGCCGCUGACGCUGGAGCAGCGGCGGCACAUGAAGAGAUGGGAAUACUUCAUCGCUGCCGAGGAAGUCAUCUGGGACUACGCACCCUUCAUCCCACUGAACAUGAACAAAAAAUACAGAUCUAUGCACUUGGAUAAUUUCUCCAACCAAAUUGGAAAACAUUAUAAGAAGGUUGUGUACAAACAGUACCAAGAUGAGACCUUCACCAAACGCCUGGAGGAGCCCAGAAACAACGAAGACGGGAUCUUGGGCCCUAUUAUCAGAGCCCAGGUCAGAGACACGCUCAAAAUCACGUUCAAAAAUAUGGCCAGCCGCCCCUACAGCAUUUACCCUCAUGGCGUGACCUUCUCUCCUUUUGAAGACGAAGCCAACUCUUCUUUCUCCUCAGGCAGUAACACCAUGAUCAGAGCAGUUCAACCAGGGGAAACCUACACUUACAAAUGGAAUAUUCUGGAGUCUGAUGAGCCCACAGACAAUGACGCCCAGUGCUUAACAAGACCGUACUACAGUAAUGUGGACGUCACAAGGGACAUUGCCUCGGGGCUCAUAGGGCUACUCCUGAUUUGUAAGAGCAGAUCCCUGGACACGCGAGGCAUACAGAGAGCGGCAGACAUCGAGCAGCAGGCCGUGUUCGCUGUGUUCGAUGAGAACAAGAGCUGGUACAUUGAAGACAACAUCUACAAGUUCUGUGAGAAUCCCGAGGAGGUGAACCGUGACGACCCUAAGUUUUACGAGUCAAACAUCAUGAGCACCAUCAACGGCUUCGUGCCCGACAGCAUCUCCACGCUCGGGUUCUGCUUUGAUGACACCAUCCAGUGGCACUUCUGCAGCAUGGGCACCCAGGACGACUUUCUGACCAUCCACUUCACUGGGCACUCCUUCGUCUACGGGAAGAGGCACGAGGACACCUUGACGCUCUUUCCCAUGCAUGGGGAAUCGGUGACCGUCACGAUGGACAACGUGGGAACUUGGAUGUUAACUACCAUGAAUUCUAAUCCAAGGAGCAGAAACCUAAGGCUGAGAUUCAGGGAUGUUAAGUGUCUCCGGAGUGAGGAAGAAGAUGAAUAUGAAAUAUAUGAACCUCUACCAUCUACAUCCAUGGAUACACGGAAAAUGCGAGAGUUUCCAGAAAACCAAGGUGAAGGAGAUUCUGCUGAAUAUGAUUACCAGGAUCAACUGGCUUUAUCAUUAGGAAUUAGGUCAUUCAGAAAUUCAUCACGGAAUCAGGAGGAAGAUGAGUUCAAUCUUACUGCCAUAGCCCUGGAGAACAGCUCUGAGUUCAUUCCUCCAAGUCCUGAUUCAGCUGCUGAUUCAAAUUCUUCUUUCCCAAGCGACAUUAGCAGGCUCAUGGACAAUAAAUUUGCAGAACCUAACAAAACCCUUCCUCACUCUGAAACCACCUCAGCUGGUCCCCAGGUGGGGCCCGGCCUAGAAAAGAAUUCAACUCUCAGCCCUUCUGCAGCGGAGCAUUCCAGCUCUUAUUCUGAAGACCCUGAGGAGGACCCUCUACAGCCAGAGGUCACAGGGACAAGCCUCCGACCUCGUGGUGCAGAAGGAUUCAGAAGGAUUCAAGGGCAGGCUCUACGUAAGAGAUUCGAGGCAAGGCACAGGUUCUCCCAGAUGAAAUUUCUAGGACAUAAAACCAGGGGAAAUUUAAGCCAAGGCAACUCUUCUCCCAUCGUGGGGCCCUGGAAGGACCUUCCCAGUGAUCUGUCACUCUUAAAACACAGGACUCUAUCUACAGUUUUGAAUCAGAGAUGGCACGCGGUUUCUGAAAGAGGUAGCUAUGAAAUAGUCCCAGAGGCUGAUGGAGACAUGGCGGUGAAUAAGCGGUGGGACAGCCCCCAGAAUGCCUCCAAGACGUGGGGAGAACGCAUCCCUCUAGCCCACAGGCAUGGAAAGCAGGGUGGCCACCCAAAGUUUUCUGGCGUGAAGCAUAAAUUUCUACAGACAAGACCUGGAAGAACUAGCAGCAUGAGGAACAGCACGUUUCUCAUUCGGACACGGAAAAAGAAGCCUGUGCACCACGCUCCCCUCCCUCCACGGAACUUCCCCAGAAGAGAGAGCAACCGCACCCUUUCGGACGUCCUUCCCAAGGCCAACGAGACGUCUCUUCCCACAGACCUCGCUCAGACAUCCCCCCGUGGGAACCUCAGCCUGGCAGCCUCCCUUCCUGACCAUAAUCACAGUCUCCCAGACAGCACCGGGCAGACACGCUUCUCGCCAGACGCGUACCAGACAGUGCCCCCGGAACAGCUCUACCAAACGUUCCCGAGUCAAGACCCUGACCAAACGCAGUUCCCUACGGGCCCCAGUCACGCAGCUUCUCCAGAGCCUGGCCAGAUGCCUGACUACGAUGGAGGAACCCAGUCCUUCCCUGCCGACACUGGACCAGUGUCCCCUUCCUCAGAACGUGAAGUCUGGCAGACAACCAUUCCUCCUGAACUUAGUCAGAUGACCCUUCCCCCUGACCUCGGCCAGAAGACCCUUCCCCCUGACCUCGGCCAGAUGACCCUUCCCCCUGACCUCGGCCAGAUGACCCUUCCCCCUGACCUCGGCCAGACGGCCCUUCCCCCUGACCUUGGCCAGACGGCCCUUCCCCCUGACCUUGGCCAGACGACCCUUCCCCCUGACCUCGGCCAGAUGACCCUUCCCCCUGACCUCGGCCAGACGACCCUUCCCCCUGACUUCAACCAGACGACCCUUCCCCCUGACCUCAGCCAGACGACCCUUCCCCCUGACCUCGGACAGAUGACCCUUCCCCCUGACCUUGGCCAGACGACCCUUCCCCCUGACCGCGGCCAGAUGACCCUUCCCCCUGACCUCGGCCAGACGACCCUUCCCCCUGACCUCGACCAGACGACCCUUCCCCAUGACCUCGACCAGAUGACCCUUCCCUCUGACCUUGGAGAGACGAUCUUUCCCCCUGACCUUGGCCAGACAACCCUUUCCCCUGACCUGGGCCAGGAGACUCCCUCUCCAAACUUCAGCCAUGCAACUCCCUCUCCAGACUUCACUCAGACAGGCCUUCCUCCUGAGCUCAGGCAGACAUCACUUCCUCCAGACCUUGCUCAAACAGCCUACACUUCCGAAUCCAGUCCAUCCCCGCUUCUUCCAGAAUUUGAUGAUACUUUCCCUUAUUCAGACUUUGGUCAGAUGCCAUCUCCGCAGCCAUCUCCUCCCCUCUAUAACACCUCUAUAACAAGCGAACUGGAUCCAGAAGUUGUGUUUGGCUUCAGUGGAGAAAAUGGAGAGCUCAUUGAGAUCACACCGAGGAAGAAACAAAAGAGCAGUGAAGAAGACUCUCGAGAAAUGGACCUUGUGGCCUACGAUGACCCUUACCAAACCGACGUUAGGACCGACAUCACCUCCUCCAGAAACCCGGACCGCAUUGCAGCAUCAUACCUCCGGAGCAGCAACGGAAACAGGAAGUAUUACUACAUUGCUGCGGAAGAAAUAUCCUGGGAUUACGCAAAAUACGCAGAAAGUGAAAUGAAUGAUGAAGACACCAGUGAGGUUCCAGAGGACACCGUAUACAAGAAAGUAGUUUUCCAAAAAUACCUGGACGGCACUUUCACCAAACGGGACCCUCGGGGAGAGUCUGAAGAGCAUCUUGGCAUUCUUGGCCCUGUCAUUCGAGCCGAGGUGGAUGACGUUAUCCAAGUUCGUUUCAAAAAUUUAGCAUCCAGACCGUAUUCUCUUCAUGCCCACGGGCUUUUCUAUGAAAAGUCGUCGGAGGGAAAGAAUUAUGAAGACGAAUCUCCUGAGUGGUACCAGGAAGACAAUGCCGUCCAGCCCAACAGCAGCUACACCUACGUGUGGCAGGCCACCACGAGGGCGGGCCCCGAGAACCCCGGCUCCGCCUGCCGGGCCUGGGCCUACUACUCCGCAGUGAACACGGAACGGGACAUCCACUCGGGCCUGAUCGGCCCACUCCUGAUCUGCCGGCGAGGAACCCUGAACAAGGAGAGCGGGCUGCCCGCGGACAGGAGGGAGUUCGUCCUGCUUUUCCUGGUCUUUGACGAGAAGAAGAGCUGGUACUACGACAAGAAGCCCCAGAGCUCCUGGAGACGCGGCUCCUCGGAGGGAAGAGCCUCCCACAAGUUCCACGCCAUCAACGGGAUGAUCUACAAGCUGCCGGGCCUGCGGAUGUACGAGCAGGAGUGGGUGCGGCUGCACCUGCUGAACUUGGGCGGCGCCCGGGACAUCCACGUGGUGCACUUCCACGGCCAGACCCUGCUGGAGAACGGCACCCAGCAGCACCAGCUGGGCGUCUGGCCCCUGCUGCCCGGUUCAUUUAAAACUCUUGAAAUGAAGGCAUCCAAACCUGGCUGGUGGCUCCUAGACACGGAGGUCGGAGAGAACCAGAGAGCAGGGAUGCAAACGCCAUUUCUCAUCGUAGACAGAGAAUGUAAGAUGCCACUGGGCCUAAGCACAGGCAUGAUAGCUGAUACGCAGAUCAAGGCGUCGGAGUUUCUGGGUUAUUGGGAGCCCAAAUUAGCAAGAUUAAACAAUGGUGGAUCAUAUAAUGCAUGGAUGACAGAAAAAAAUUCAGAAUUUGACUUUAAACCUUGGAUCCAGGUGGACAUGCAAAGGGAAGUCCUGUUCACAGGCAUCCAGUCCCAAGGAGCCAAGCACUACCUGAAGUCCUACUACACCACUCAGUUCCGCAUGGCCUACAGCUCCGACCAGACCAACUGGCAGGUCUUCAAGGGGAACAGCACCAGGAACGUAAUGUAUUUUGAUGGCAACUCAGAUGCCUCUUCAGUCAAAGAAAAUCGGUUUGACCCGCCAAUUGUGGCAAGAUACAUCAGGGUCUACCCAACCAGAUUCUACCACAGGCCUGCCCUGCGCCUGGAGCUGCAAGGCUGCGAGGUUAACGGAUGCUCCACCCCACUGGGUAUGGAAAGUGGGAAGAUAGAAAACACGCAAAUCACAGCCUCCUCCUUUAAAACGUCCUGGUGGGGACAAUCCUGGGAACCAUUCCAUGCCCGCCUGAAUGCCCAGGGCCGUGUGAAUGCCUGGCAAGCCAAGGCAAACAACAACCAACAGUGGUUACAAAUCGAUCUGCUCAAAAUGAAGAAGAUCACUGCGAUCGUUACCCAGGGCUGCAAGUCCCUGUCCUCUGAGAUGUACGUGAAGAGCUACACCGUCCACUACAGUGACCAGGGAGUGGACUGGAAACCUUACCGGCAGAAAUUCUCCAUGGUGGACAAGGUUUUUGAAGGAAAUAGUAAUAUCAAUGGGCAUGUGAAGAACUUUUUCAACCCUCCAAUCAUCUCCAGGUUUAUCCGUAUCAUCCCAAAAAUGUGGAAUCAAAGUAUUGCCCUUCGCCUGGAGCUCUUCGGCUGUGAUGUUUACUAG